CCUCUCUCUCUCUCUCGGCAUUCUCUCUCUGUCCUUGCUCUCACUCUCCUUCGGCUGGUCGAAGAGGUACCUUCCCUCCCUCCUGCCCUGUCUGGUGUCGUCGGCCGAUCGCCCCCCAUUCGCCGUCAUCAUCGCCGGCGUCAUCGCCUCGUUUCCCACAUUUCUCUCUGCUUGCCCUCAUCCCCCUGCUCGUCAUUGCUGCCCGCGCAAAACCCCGAUAGGGUUUAUUAGUUGAGGUUGAGGGUUUCUGUGGCAAAACCCUACCGUGUUGAGGUCUCUUUGAUCUCCUCCCAUUGCUGGCCCACAGAAUGUAGUAAUGAACUUGACAAAGGCGGCAGAUCCCAACUGGAAUGCGGAUGGAGUUGCUGGCGCGCCUACUGGGAAGAUGCCAUGACCCACCUACGGGAUGCUGUUUUAAAAUUCACAAGAAGGGCGGUGGACAUAGGAUGCUGGACUGGACCUACUUGAGCCCCAGUGAACCCAAUGGGUCCAAGGAAGGACGCAGGUGGCUGAGCGCAGAGCUGAUCCACCUCCGCCUUCAGUAUCCCGAGGCGGCGCAUCCAUAAUUCGAGCAUUCAUCCCCACGACGUGUUUUAAAAAACCGGGGAGGCAUCCUCGAUCCCUCGAGAACAAGCAAGACGGGAAUCCCAUUUCCCCACCCCCUCCCCCCUCUUCGUCGUCCCUCCCCCUUCUCCUUCUUCUCGCAUCGAUUGCCAUGGCCGUCCCUCAGCAGUCUUACCUCCAAACGAAGCCCUUCAGGAACCUAUUGAUGGAUGAGACUCAGAAUCAGAUUCCGACGCCAAUCACGUUCAUCGGACCGGCCUCCUUCACCGAUCACCCUCAAUACGUGCCUUCCUAUCAUUUUAUGGGGCCGCCGGUGGGUCAGGUACAUGCGGGCGCCGAGGGGGCGGACCAACAGCAGCAGCAGCUGUGGGGGAGGAACGCCAGGGAGAAGGAACUCUUCGAGAACUCGCAGAUAUCGUCCAUCGAUUUCCUUCAGCACCAAGGGUCGGUCUCCACGGGAUUGGGACUUGCACUGGACGAUCGAAAAUUGGCGUCGUCUGGGGAUUCUCCCCCGAUGCCGUUGGGCUUCUUUGAGCACGAGGUCAGCAUAGAGUUGCAGCGGCAGGAGGCGGAAAUUGAUCGGUUCCUGAAAAUACAGGGUGAGCGACUGAGGCAGGCAGUUGUGGAGAAGGUGCAAGCUCAGCAUCUCUCAAUAUUGUCGUUAAUCGAGGAACAAAUGCUUAGAAAGCUUCAAGAGCAAGAGGCUAAGGUGGAUGAGUUAAACCUGAAGAAUGCAGAUCUUGAGGAGAGGAUGAAACAAUUAAACAUUGAAGCUGCUGCCUGGCAACAUCAUGCAAAGUGCAACGAGUCGAUGAUUACAACGCUCAAGUAUAACAUACAGCAGGUUUAUGCACAAAGCAAGGAGUGUAAGGAAGGUUGUGGUGAUAGUGAGGUAAAUGAUGCUGCUUCUCGUUGCGAUGGUGGUCCUGAAGACAUGCACAUCCUGAUCUCCAAGGAGAAUAAAGAUUUGAAAGAACAUAUGAAUUGUAAGGUUUGCAGAGUAAAUAAGGUUUGUAUGCUUUUGUUGCCUUGUAGGCAUCUUUGCCUUUGCAAGGAUUGUGAGAGCAAGCUAAGUUUCUGUCCUUUGUGCCAGUCUUCUAAAUUUGUCGGUAUGGAGGUCUAUAUGUGAUUAGAUUCUGUACUAUACCUAAUCAAAUAUCCGAAUCACCAUCAGCCUAGCCUCCUUAGUUGUUUAAUGAUCACUGUUAGUUUUUGUUCUUUUAUGGUUCUUUA
This is a messenger RNA of Nymphaea colorata (pocket water lily), 1797 nucleotides long. Its product is annotated as probable BOI-related E3 ubiquitin-protein ligase 2. The record is from RefSeq and is a predicted model, not a curated record. The transcript has 5 exons. Lineage: Eukaryota; Viridiplantae; Streptophyta; Magnoliopsida; Nymphaeales; Nymphaeaceae. Gene Ontology annotation, molecular function: ubiquitin-protein transferase activity. Bases 716 to 1693 code for a protein of 325 amino acids.